UAAAAAGAAAUACCGGAUGUUUCUGGUGUUGUGGCGGACUCUACGAAAUAGACAACAGCUGUAUAAUGGAGCCUCCAAAGAGCUUAAAGGUGGUUAAUCCAUUUCGCAAAGGCCAAAAUAUUGGAAGGAGAACAGGCCAAAUUAUAAGUAAGAAAAGACUAAAGAAAACUUCAGAAAUGGACAGUUUUGAUGAAUAUUUAUCAGAAUCUGAAGAUGAUAGGAGCAUGAUUAUGCCUAAGCAGAUAUUGCCAAUUAAAGAGAAUGUGCACCCAAUCCCACAAUUAUCUGCUCAAGUAGCAAAGAACUCACCAGUAAUUAUUUUACAGAGCGAGACUCAGCCCCAAAUUUCUUCUGCACAUAAAGAAAUACAGUCAUCUCAAGUUUUUCUAAGAGCAUUAAAUCCUUAUGCUGGAAAUCCAAGAUAUGGAAGGCGAACUGGCAAAGAUCUGCUCGCUGGUAAAACUAAACUGUUAACAAAGGGCUUGGAAAAUUUCAGUGACUUCUUCUCUGAUAGUGAUAUCAGUGUUUCGACUCUUGGUACCUCUCCAGGGACAAACACACCAACAACUUCUGAAGAUUCCACACCAAAAACAUCCUUCAGUAACUCACUCCAGCAUGCUGAGCCAUGUCAGAUCACUUCAGAUGUCACAACCGCCAAGGAUAAUGAUGAAGUUGUGACUCGAAAACUAGACUAUGGCGCAUCUCUCCAAUCAACUAAGCCAGAUUCAGAUUCUGAUGAUCUUGUGUCAAGUGAAACUGAUAAUGGUGUAAUGAAAAAUGAUAGUGAAGAUAAUUUGCUUAAUUCAGUGGAUCAUGCUGACAGAGAUAAUAAUUCACAUAAUGAACUUGGAAAAUCUAACAAUAAUGACUCAACUAUUGGAGCUAAAAAAUCAAUUAACAGAGCCAAUGAGUCUACCACCAUAGCCCAGAAAUCUAUCAGGGAAGUUAGUGUUCUAAGCAUAAGAGCAAAUGAAUCAUUUAGUAAAACCAAUAUAAUAACUAGGAAUGUUAAUAGGUCUGUUGAUGGGGCUAAUAAAUCAACCAAUGGAAUGGAAAAAUCAACUAUAGCUAAUUUAUCCAUCUCUAAUAAAUCUGACAUGGGAUCUAAUAGAUCAACUAGGGAGGUGACAAAAUCAAUAAGUGAAUCUAAUAAAUCAACCUUGGAUGCUGAAAAAUCCUUUAGUAAAGUUAAUAAAUCAAUGACUGAAAAAUCUAUUGAAGUUAAAAAAUCAGUGACAAAUAAAUUUCCCUGUGCUCCAGAUAAAUCAGAUAGUGAGAUUGUGGAAUCGAGCACAAGUGCUAAAAAAGCUGCUAGUAAAUCAAUAUUUAAUAAAUUUCUUCAAGGAGCAAAUACUUCAUCCAUUGAUAUUGAACAACAAAGGAAUACAAGGAAAAAAUCUAUGGAAACUAAUAAAUCAAUAAAUGGAACAGAAAAAUCAGUGAAUACAAGGAAAAAAUCUAUGGAAACUAAUAAAUCAAUAAAUGGAACAGAAAAAUCAGUGAAUACAAGGAAAAAAUCUAUGGAAUCUAAAAAAUCUUCCAUUGAGACUGAAAAUUCAAUAGGUAUAAUUAAGGAAUCAGUGACUAAUGAAUCUAUUAAUGGAGUUAAUAAACCAACUCUUAAAGCUGAUAAACCAAGUAUUGGAGCUGAAGAUAUAAAUUCAACAAAUUUUCGUUUCAAUAAAUCUGUGACUGAUAUAAACAGUUUAAAGACAUCUGAAAAAAUAAAUCAUAAUUCUUUAUGGGAAGUUGAUGGUGAGAACAAUGUAAACUUAAGUUUAUCCAAAUCUCGGAAUCACUCUAAGCAGAACAACUAUCAAUCUCAAAACACUGUCUUGAGAUCAGGAAAGAAGUUAACUUCUAAUGGCAGUACAUCAGAAACUAAUAGUUUUUCUGCUUCUAAAAAUAAUUUAAUACUAUCCGGUAACCACCAAAACAGGGACUUUUUAAAUACCCAAAACAAAUCCAAAGUUGACAUCACAGCUGCUGGUUUAUCUACAACUGAAACUGAAUACAAAGAAAUAGAAGAAAUUACAGAUAAAAAAUAUCCAGCCUCUACUUUAGGGAAUAUAAUCAGUACACUCAAUCCAAAACAGAGUAAUACAAAUUCUCCAAAGGAUCAGAACAAUGUAUCUGAAAGAUUGCAGAAAUCUUCUGAUAAGCAGAAGUCAACUUAUUCUUUAACAAAGAAACAAUUUGAGAGGCAGUCUGGUCAAGACGUUUUCAGACAACCAGUGGAUGUAAAUGUUCAAAACAUAGUACAAGAUCAUGAAAAAAACAGUAAUCAGUCUAGAGCCUACAGCCAAGAAAAUGUAUCUAAACAUGAAGACAGUAAAAUUACUCUAAAUUUUGGAGGUGAUGUUAAUGGAUCAGUGUCUAAAAUGGAUAAAGCCUCUUCAAAUCAGUUUUUCGGAAUUAAAAAAAGAUUAACCUUUUCAACUGCUAUUGUGGAUGGUGGAGGCUCCAUCAAAGAGAAUAAAAAACACAAUUCAAACAUUUACAUGAAUAAUUUUAAUGCAGAUACUUCACAGGAAAAAGUUUCUACAAAGUCUCCAAUAGUCAAAUCCAAAGUUAUAAUGAACUCAACUGGCUUGGAUGUAACUUUGGAUCAGUCAGAUGAGUUUCUAAUUGUAGAUGAACCAAUCAUUGUUGUGAACAGAAAGAAUAUGGAAACCCAAAAUGUUAAUAAGAGGCAGAAAGGCAAGAAGAAAAAUCACACUGCAACAGCUGAUAAGCUCAUUUCUCUACAAUCUGAGAAAAUUGACAACCUUUCUGUAGCAGAUAUAACUUCAGAGAAGAAAACAAGAUCAGUAUUAUCAAUGAAACCAGUCAAGAGGAAGCUGGAUAUCACUAGUUUUCCUGAAGUGAAGCAACAUGAAAAAGAAAGUGAGAAUCAAAAUGUAUCAGUCUCAAUGCCUGUUGAGGUUCCUCAGAAAAAGUUUAAAAUUAAUAAGACAACUGACCUGCCUAACAAAAGUUGUAGGAAUGUCAAUGAAGAUACUGAUAAACAAGCGCAAAGUAAAACUAGAAACAAGAGCUUGAAUGUCUCUAAACCAGAUAAUGAAAAUAUGUUUUCAUUGAAUGAAUAUGUUGAUGUACUAAAUCAGUCAGACUUCUCUGAAAUGGAAUCUCCAAGCAAACCAAAAUUUGAAUCAGAUAGAGAAACUUUAAAUGAAAGCAGCAGAAAAAUGUCUCUGGUAAACAAAGUUAUAUUGUGUGACAAUGUUAAUAAUAAUGACAAUCAUAAUGUAAACAGUAGUUUGAUUAAAAAUAGUGUUGAGCCUGAUUCAUCCUGUUCACAGUCUAAAAAAAAGAAAGUGAUAAAAACGCAUCCACGCCAAAUUAAGAAGCCCACAAGACGAGGUCCAAAAGUCUCUAAAAGUAAAAAAAACAAACAUUUAAAAGCAAGAAAAGUACUAUCAAAUACAAGGAAAGGACAAAGAAAAGCUAUCCAAAAAGCAAAAUCUUUUGAUGAAAAUGAAAUGAAAUUUAUGGAAAAAGUUACAAUUCAAAAUGACCACAAAGUUACAAGUGAUGAUUUACAUGCUCUAAAUAUUUCUGAAGAGAUCCAUGUACUUCCUCAUGAUGUCCUAUCUGAUCAGGAGAUGGAUAUAAAAUUGCCAGAUUGUCCACAAAUCAACAACUCUAGAGCUAAAAACAAGACUUUAGAUGAAACAAAUAAACUUACUUUAAGUUUCAAACAACCAAAAGUAGUCAAUAAAAAGAAACAUCUCAUGGAAGAAAACUCCGUCAGUAAUAAUGAAGCAGAAGGAACAUUAACUUUGAUACAGAAUAGCUCAAUUUUAGUCUCACCAUCUGUUCAAGGUGCAAUUGAUCUUAAUACUUGCAACUCAAAAAAGAGUCGCGGUAGAAAGAAAUCUGUGAAAAAAUGCUCUGCUUCAUCCCAAGCACUCGAAGACAAAGAUGUAUUAUCUACACCUGUUCAUCUGAACCUUUUAUCUGCACUACCUCAAGUCACCCCAAAAAGUGGUAUCUCAUUUCGACCAUCUCAGCAAUUUACCACCCUGCUUCAAGAAAAUGUAGACUAUGCUCAAAUGAAUGAUUCGCUAGCAGUGCUUGACACCACUCCAUGCCACAGAAAAACACCAGCAGUCCUGACAUCCUGCCUUCGAGACUCCAGUGUAAUCAGGCCUAGACGGAAGGGUAGGAGAGUAAGGAUCAGCCAAAUUAUUGACCAACAAGAGGUGUCCCCUAGGUCUUCAAACAACACUGCAAACAGCACCAAGAUAUCUGAUUCUGGCCUACUAUCAAUGUCGUCUAGCCCUGUACAUUAUGCAGAGAUAACAAAUGAAGACAUCCCAACCUCUCAUGCACCCAAGAUUAUCUUGCCUGACUUGUCACACAAGAUAGUACGACCAGAACCACCACCAUGCCCAGGUUUACGGAGAUCAAAACGAACAAGAGUUCUACGUUUGAACCGUGAUAGGGGUGAAGGGAUCAUAUAUAGACGAGACAGUGCAGGCUUUGGUCUGGUAGUGGAUGGCAUAAAGCCAAGUGUUGGAGAGGCUAAAGUCAAAGCCCUGGAAGACGAGCGCAGAAAAAGAAGACUUCGUAAAAGAUUGCAGUCUGUGACAGUUCCAUCCAAGUCUAAAAGACGUCUUUCAACACAUAUACCAUUAGAUCAGGAUGUUACCAUGUCCUCAGAAUAUCCUAUUUUAAACCCAGAAACUGGAACAGAAGUUUUAGUUGAUUGUGUGGCUAGGAACUCCUCCAUCACUUGGUUUGGCCCUGACCUGACCCCAGUCUCAGAUACAGAUUCACUAGCUGUUGGUUUGUUAGUGCAGCAACCCAGUGUGACCAGUGGAGAGUUGCAGUUAAGGCCCUUAGCUGAAAAGCCUUUGGGACUAGCUAUACAUUCAUUGGUUUAUUUUGUUUAUUUCGGUAAAAUAGCUGUGACAAUCAACAGAGCCACAACUGUAGUAGAAAUAGGAGACAGUUUUAUAGUUCCAAGAGGGAAUUAUUACUCAGUUAAAAAUGUGAGACGAGAUAUUGCUAAACUAUUUUUUGUGGACUUGAAUGACACAUGUGAGAGAGCAGACAGUAAACAGGAUCAGUCAUCAUCUUUAUCAUCAUGAUCUACUCUCAGUUCUAUUUUGCUGAAUGUGCUAGUUAUCUUUAAUAUCAUUUUAACUACUUAUUGUGAUGGGAGGAAUUUUAUUAUUUGUUAAAAUGUCAGUGCAUUAAACUGAUUUGAUUUUUAUUGUUAAAAUAACAAUGAACUUAAGUCUUUAAAGAUAAAGGGAAAAUGCAGAUUUACUUAUUUUGCCUCAUCCAACCAGGCAAAACUAUUGUUUUCUGGGAUACGUUUAAAUUCUUUUUUUUUUUUGUUCUUCUGCAGUAGCUUUCCUUUUGGUUGUAAAUGUUGUCCUUAGGCCUGUUAAAUGGUUCUCCAGCAUCUUUUUAGAAACCAUUUACUGCCACAUGUUCUCCUCUAGCCAAUAAGGGAAAGCCAACUUCUUAGUUGGACUUGCAUUGGGGAGGAAGAAACCUUUUUUCAGACAUUCUGCCUUCCAUAAAAGACAGCUUAUGGCAUAUGGUGAUCGCCAAUGUCUCUUCCAUUGUAUGCCCAUUAUGCAAUGCAGGUACCUAUGCUGCAGGUGCUCAAGAAGCUUUAGUUGCUUGUAGAACAAAUUAAACAAACAAACAAAAAAAAA
Biomphalaria glabrata is the source of this 5675-nucleotide messenger RNA. Its product is annotated as putative mediator of RNA polymerase II transcription subunit 26. The transcript has 20 exons. Gene Ontology annotation, molecular function: centromeric DNA binding. Gene Ontology annotation, biological process: kinetochore assembly; spindle attachment to meiosis I kinetochore; attachment of mitotic spindle microtubules to kinetochore. The record is from RefSeq and is a predicted model, not a curated record. Bases 66 to 5096 code for a protein of 1676 amino acids. NCBI's taxonomy places the organism in Eukaryota, Metazoa, Mollusca, Gastropoda, Planorbidae. Gene Ontology annotation, cellular component: kinetochore.